This is a messenger RNA of Seminavis robusta, 420 nucleotides long. The record is from the annotation of a GenBank genome assembly. Lineage: Eukaryota; Bacillariophyta; Bacillariophyceae; Naviculales; Naviculaceae.
AUGGAAUACACAAUCAAAAAGCCCAUUCCCCACUCCUCUGCGGGCAUUAGUUUUCAACAAGACAACAAAAAGAAACUGUGCGUCAGUGGACUCGACCAAGAUGGACUCUUCUUCCGCAAGACCGACAUCGUGACAGGUAUCCAUGUCCUCAAGGUUAAUGGAAUCAGAGUAGAAAACAUGCAUCCAAAACGUGCCACUGUCAUUAUUCGAAAUGCCAGAGGAACAGUCACUGUGGUGGCAGCAGAGCCUAGUCAACAGGAGUGUGAUGAUGCUGCAGUGGAAACAACGCAGCCACACCACAGACAGCAACGGCAAAAGCAACCAAAGAAAACUGCCGAGCAAGAAAACAAGGGAACAAUAAGAAAUUUCCCAGUUGUUGGGGCUCUACUAAGGAUCCUCAAGAUGCCCAAAGCAGCGUAG